AUGCAGGUACAUGGACUGAAAGACAGAACCCAGGACCUCAGGAAAUCUCUCAAUGAUUCACUGGAAGGGGACAUCAGAGACUUCCUUAUCAAUGAAGCUGAACUUCACACGUACGAUGACCUCACUAAAGUCAACCCGGUUACGCCUUCUACAGUGCUGAAAUGUCUACAGGCCAGGUACAGCGCAAAGGUUUUCUACACACAUGCUGGCUGCACGCUGGUCGCCCUCAACCCCUUCCAGCCCAUUCCUCACCUGUACUCUCUGGAUGUGAUGAGGGAAUAUCACUCCGCUCCUCAACCUCAGGUAAACACGCUCAAGCCUGUCAGUACAUCUCUAACGUAA
Sinocyclocheilus grahami is the source of this 342-nucleotide messenger RNA. RefSeq names its product unconventional myosin-XIX-like. The transcript has 2 exons. Bases 1 to 342 code for a protein of 113 amino acids. The record is from RefSeq and is a predicted model, not a curated record. NCBI's taxonomy places the organism in Eukaryota, Metazoa, Chordata, Actinopteri, Cypriniformes, Cyprinidae. Gene Ontology annotation, molecular function: microfilament motor activity; ATP binding; actin filament binding. Gene Ontology annotation, cellular component: myosin complex; membrane; cytoplasm. Gene Ontology annotation, biological process: actin filament organization.